Messenger RNA from Volvox carteri f. nagariensis, 645 nucleotides. RefSeq lists its product as uncharacterized. The record is from RefSeq and is a predicted model, not a curated record. The annotation marks the transcript as partial. NCBI's taxonomy places the organism in Eukaryota, Viridiplantae, Chlorophyta, Chlorophyceae, Chlamydomonadales, Volvocaceae. The transcript has 4 exons.
GUCGCCUUGGAGGUUAUCGGCGCUGGGUUUGGCCGCACGGGUACUGCCAGCUUGUAUGCGGCACUCAACAUACUGGGCUACAAGACACACCACAUGAUUGAGGUACCGCCGGCAGAUUGUCUUUUGAGGUCAGACCGCAAACCCGCUGCAGCUGGCGGGCUGGGGGAGUGUCAGGCCGCCGGCCGCCCACUUGACUGGCAGCCAGUGCUGGGGACCUACAACGCCGCAGUGGAUUGGCCCGCUGUGUCUUUCCUUGAGGAGCUGCUGGCGAUAUGUCCGAAGGCAAAGGUCAUCCUGACGCUGCGUGACUUCGACAAGUGGUACGAUAGCGCGAAAAGUACGAUUUUCGCGAUCCGGGAUGUAAUGCGGACCAUUCAGCCGCCGCCGUACUUGGCGCCGCUGUUCCGGAACCUAGCUGAGAUGGGGACAAUGACGGAUGAGCUCAUCUGGUGGGGGACCUUUGGCGGCAGGUUUAACGACAAGCAAUAUGUGUACGAGGCGCACCUAGCGGAGGUCCGGCGCAUCGUUCCUCCCAGUCAGCUGCUGGAGUUCCGUGUGCAAGAUGGCUGGGCGCCGCUGUGUGCCUUCCUAGGCAAGCCGAUUCCGGAGGCGCCCUUCCCGCACAUGAACGAGAGGGAUGACUUC